AUCCUGAUCCAAUCGGCAGCAGCAUUGUUAGCCUGCCUACGGAGCACUCCCAUCUUAUCUCGCCGCUGAGACUGAGACAGAGUGAGAGACGACGUCAGGAGAGUCGCAGAGAAGGGGGGGGGGAAAGGAAUCUAUGGCGUCGGCGCUGGCGGCGAGGAGGGCGAGGGGCUCGGCCGCGGUGCUGUGGGGCGCGGCGAGGGGGUUCGCGUCGGUGGGGUCCGACAUCGUCUCGGCGGCGCCCGGCGUGUCGCUGCAGAAGGCGCGGUCCUGGGACGAGGGCGUCGCCUCCAAGUUCUCCACCACGCCUCUCAAGGACAUCUUCUGCGGGAAGAAGGUGGUCAUCUUCGGCUUGCCUGGGGCAUAUACAGGAGUUUGUUCACAAUCACAUGUUCCUAGUUACAAGAACAACAUUGAUAAGUUGAAAGCAAAAGGGAUUGACUCUGUUAUCUGUGUAGCUGUGAAUGACCCGUAUGUCCUGAAUGGAUGGGCAGAAAAGCUACAGGCUAAAGAUGCAAUUGAGUUCUACGGUGACUUUGAUGGGAGUUUCCACAAAAGUUUGGAUUUGGAGAUAGACCUAUCUGCUGCUUUGCUCGGCCGUCGAUCUCACAGGUGGUCGGCUUUCGUUGAUGAUGGCAAGAUCAAGUCAUUCAAUGUUGAGGAAGCACCCUCCAAUUUCAAGGUUUCUAGCGCGGAGGUGAUUCUUGACCAGAUCUGAGCUUACCAACGAACCUGGGAUGCCUUCAGUUUGCUCGUGCAGCAUGCUUGCUCAGCUGCAGUAAAUAAAUGAAAACUCCUUUUAUCUUUGUAAAGAACUAAAGAUGCUAGGUGCUCCCAUAUACUGUCUCGGAUACACUGCAGUGUCUUGAGUCUUCGACUGGACCGUGAAGGACUUGAGUAUUUCUGUAUUUGAUGCCCAAGUGGAAGCCUGACCAAGUGCCAAGUGACCAUGGCGUCUUCUGGCUUCAUCUGGCUAGGCACGUCUCCGUUUCAAAUUCGGCAUCUCGCCACGCUGCAA
Messenger RNA from Panicum virgatum (switchgrass), 1015 nucleotides. RefSeq names its product peroxiredoxin-2F, mitochondrial-like. Bases 134 to 715 code for a protein of 193 amino acids. Gene Ontology annotation, biological process: hydrogen peroxide catabolic process; cellular response to oxidative stress; cell redox homeostasis. The transcript has 5 exons. Gene Ontology annotation, cellular component: cytoplasm; mitochondrion. Gene Ontology annotation, molecular function: thioredoxin peroxidase activity. Lineage: Eukaryota; Viridiplantae; Streptophyta; Magnoliopsida; Poales; Poaceae. The record is from RefSeq and is a predicted model, not a curated record.